Polistes dominula (European paper wasp) is the source of this 2314-nucleotide messenger RNA. It is a transcript of the gene JMJD4, whose product is annotated as jumonji domain containing 4. NCBI's taxonomy places the organism in Eukaryota, Metazoa, Arthropoda, Insecta, Hymenoptera, Vespidae. Gene Ontology annotation, biological process: protein hydroxylation; positive regulation of translational termination. The record is from RefSeq and is a predicted model, not a curated record. Gene Ontology annotation, cellular component: cytoplasm; nucleus. Gene Ontology annotation, molecular function: sequence-specific DNA binding; 2-oxoglutarate-dependent dioxygenase activity.
UAGAUAUUGAUUUGUUAAAAAAUCGAACUUUUGGUACGUUGUACAAACACUGUUGAAAAUGUUUCCUAAUUCAUCCUUAUCGUUGUUGACUGUGCGUUUAUUGAAAUUAAUGGUGUCAAGAAAAAAGUGGUCCUUUAGUUCUGAUAUUUAUCUCAGCAGGUGUGUUACAAUAAUUUAUAAUAUUUAUUAGAUGAGUGUGAUGUAAAUAAUGUUUCAAUUAAUCGAAAUAACGGAAAGUGAAGUACCAUCAAAUAAUGAAAAUCUUUCAAUGAUUGAAUCGAUUCAAAAAGUUGAUGAUAAUUUAACGUAUGAAGAAUUCUUUAAAAAUUAUUUAAUUAAAAAUCAACCAUGCAUCUUCAAUUCAACCGUUACCUCUGGUUGGCCAUGUAGGAAUCUGUGGGUAUCAGGAGACGCGCCAAAUUUUGAAUAUCUCACCAAAAUGUUCGGUCGUACAAUGGUACCUGUAUAUGAUUGUCAAGCAAAAUAUUACAAUUCUCAGUUUAAGAAAAAGAUGAAAAUGGAAGAUUUUAUGGAAUAUUGGGUUAAGUAUAAAGAGAAGGAUUAUAUUGCCGAUAUGCCGCUUUUGUAUCUGAAGGAUUGGCAUUGUUCUCAAGAAUUCAAGCAUGUUAAAUUUUACGAAGUACCUUAUUACUUUGCUUCUGAUUGGUUGAAUGAAUAUUUCAUCGCUAAGCAAGAAUUAAAUGAUGAUUAUAUGUUUGUUUAUAUGGGACCAAAGGGAACGUGGACGCCGUUGCACAAAGACGUCUUCCAAUCUUACAGCUGGUCUGCCAAUAUCGUUGGUAGAAAACGUUGGUUAUUCAUUCCGCCAAAAGAAGAAGAGCAAUUUUAUGACGUGCACGGUAACUUGGUGUACGAUGUAUUUUCUGAUGAUCUUAAGAAUCGUAAGUUAUACAAAAAUUACGAUGAGAAAAAUGUUAAAUAUAUAGAAGUAAUACAAGAACCUGGUGAAAUUAUGUUUGUUCCAUCUGGAUGGCAUCAUCAAGUCUGGAAUUUGGAAGAUACUAUUUCUAUUAAUCACAAUUGGAUCAAUGGAUGUAAUAUAAACAUCAUGUGGCUGCAUUUAAAAACAAGUUUGAUUUCCAUUAUGAAAGAAGUCGAUGAUGUUAAGGAUAUGGAUGAUUGGCCUAAACAUUGUCAACUACUACUGGAAAUUAAUCACGGAAUGUUUGAUAAAAUCAAAACUGGUUUACGAUAUGCUAACGAUUAUCUGAAUAUCGUUAAAGAUGUUACCAAUCUCGUAUCUAAAAGUUUCAAUUCAAAUGAUAAAAGAUACACGUCAAAACGUGGAGAUCCGGAAGAACAAGAACAAGAAGAACCAGACAAAAAUCAAGAUUUUCGUCCGACCAAUUUGAUAUCUGCAUUCUUCAGAUUAUUCGGUCUUGAUACGCAAAAAAUUGCAGCCAUUGCCGUUAACAGUGUAAUUUUUCUAGCACAAAUGAUCAGUUCACUCUUCGACUUACCACCAGUGAAAACCGACAAAGUUGAUCGAUCCAUCGAAGAUGAAUCCAACGAUGAAACAAUCCCCCCUUGGGAUCCAUUGAAAUUCAUUCUAGAAAAUAAAAAUGAUAAAAUGAGAUUAUUGUUGGAUGAGGCACGAAACGAGGCACUUACGGAUAAAUUGAUGGACACAAUAGACGGUUUUGAUUCUCCCUGCAUAAGAUUGUUACUAUGUAAAACAUCCAUAGUGAUCAAAUUUGUUCAACAAUCAUUGAAGAACAAGAAGUCAAAUGGUAUUGGUUCGUUUACAGCUUGGUUUCCGUCUAAAGAAGACUUCGAGAGGAACUCCGAUGAGUGUGAGGACAAAUAUACAGAUUGUAGAUUAUUUCCGGAAUCAUGAGUUCAAGGAAUAUAACAGGAUAAAAAGAGAAAGAGAAAGAAACAUAUGAUCUAAAGAUAUCAUCCGAUGAAAUAAAAUCCUCAAAACAAUGUGAUCUAUUAAUAUUAUUAUUAUUGUUAUUUAUUUAUUUAGUAUUUUUUUCUUCAUUUAUUUUUUUUUUGCAUUCAUUUCGUUUCUUUUCUUUACUUUACUUCAAUUUCUCUUAAGGACGCUAAUGUUUCGUAUUGUUCGCUUUGUAUAGAAUUAUUUUUUCCAUUCAUUCAAUAUCUCUCUCAAUAAAUCAAUCGCCUUUUAAAAAUUUCCAUCUUAUACUGUGUCUUCAAAUUUUCGUCUCUAUACAAAUAAUAUCAAUGUAUACUUUUUCUUUUUUUUUUUUUUUCAAAGAUAAAACGAAGUACAAUAAUUGUGUACAGUAAUUACGACAGUCUUUUUGCAAAUCCAUAAAUAAAAAAAAAA